Messenger RNA from Varanus komodoensis (Komodo dragon), 5262 nucleotides. It is a transcript of the gene SLC6A9, whose product is annotated as solute carrier family 6 member 9. Gene Ontology annotation, molecular function: glycine:sodium symporter activity. The transcript has 13 exons. Bases 1332 to 3047 code for a protein of 571 amino acids. Gene Ontology annotation, cellular component: plasma membrane. The record is from RefSeq and is a predicted model, not a curated record. NCBI's taxonomy places the organism in Eukaryota, Metazoa, Chordata, Lepidosauria, Squamata, Varanidae. Gene Ontology annotation, biological process: neurotransmitter transport; synaptic transmission, glycinergic; glycine import across plasma membrane.
GGGGAGAAGUUAAUUCCGGAGGCUCAAUGAAAGCUGGUAGCCGCUCUCUUUCAAAGCCUCUUUGUGUUGGCUCCCGGGGAGACAACAGCAGGAGGUGAGGAAUUGCCAGGCUCAGUGUGGCUCAGGCAUCCCUGCCAGGGUAUUUUUUCGUGAGGGUGGAGAUGCAUAAAAUGGUAAGGGGCUGCCAGCUCAUGCACACACUGGGAAGAAGCUCCUUAGCUGCUUCGCUGCCUGCCUUAUGAAGCCAGGAGGUUGGCAUUAAAGCCGGAUUAUGCAUGGAGACCUGAGGAAAUAACGUUUGACAUGUCUUCCUCUACUGCCGGCUCCCAUAAGGUGGCCUUCCUGAGUGCUCUAGCCCUUGCCUGCAAGUAUGAAUCCCUGCCAUCACCUGUUGCAUUCUGUGCAUGUUCUGGGGAAGAGGGAAGUUCCCACCACCAUCACAGCCCAGGUCCCACAUUUUGGGUUUCACCAACUACAUUAUAUUUACUUGCUGGAAUUGUAGGGGCCUGUUGCGUUCUUCUCAUCCCCUAGAGAGAGACAGAGAGCAGCACAAGUGCACUGUAGGAUGGUGAGCUAAAAAAGAAAUGAACAAACUUAUCACAGUAACAGGCUGGGAAUUCCUGCCAAAAUAUGCUUACAAAGUUCUGCAAAUCGUCUCCUUCCAAGGUUAUCUGGAAGAAGCAGGUCCCUUGGCAUCUGUUCUAGGGACAGAUGUAAUCUUCCCCUCAAACGAGUUUCCUUUUAGAGUUGUCUAGCCUGUCCCUCUCUUGGGUAAUUCAGAAGAAAGAAGAAAAACUGGGUUGAAUAUAUGAGUGACCCAUUCAUCCAUUCCCACUUUUUAACAGUCAUAGAAUUGGGAGUGUCCUCAGAGUGAAGAAUGAAUCUGCUUAAUAUAUACUGGAAACAGGUUUUUCCUGACCUCAAAGUUUCUUUUGUCGGUCAGUUCCAGAGAUGAACUGAACUGCUUGUCAUGUGCAUUGGUACCUGUUUGUUUCAUGCCUUAAACUGGUUGCAUGAUAAGCAAAAAAAAAAAAAAAUCCAAGAGGCAGUUUUCCACAACAUGCAGCUAUGAUCAGGGAAGGGACCUCACCUGCUGAAUUUCCUCUUGUCAACAGCUAAAGAGAUUGUCUUUAAGGAACAUGACUACUUGAAUCAAAAUCUAUAAGAACGGUGCUGUGCCUGGUGAGACGGGUAAGCGAGAUGAGAACAUCAAGCGUGGCAACUGGGGCAACCAGAUCGAGUUUGUUCUCACGAGCGUUGGGUACGCCGUCGGACUUGGCAAUGUGUGGCGCUUCCCUUACCUCUGCUAUCGCAAUGGGGGAGGUGCUUUCAUGUUCCCCUAUUUCAUCAUGCUGGUUUUCUGUGGGAUCCCCCUCUUCUUCAUGGAGCUCUCGUUUGGACAGUUUGCCAGCCAGGGCUGCCUCGGCGUCUGGAGGGUUAGCCCCAUGUUCAAAGGUGUUGGGUAUGGUAUGAUGGUUGUGUCCAGCUACAUUGGAAUCUACUACAAUGUUGUGAUCUGCAUUGCCUUCUAUUAUUUCUUCUCAUCGAUGACACGGGUGCUACCCUGGACAUACUGCAACAACUACUGGAAUACAGCAAAUUGCACUGGGGUUUUGGACUUUACCAAUGGUUCAGCUGGCUCAUCACUCAACCUCACACAGAGCUUCAACCAGACGCUCAAGCGCACCAGCCCCAGUGAGGAGUACUGGAGGCGGUAUGUGUUGAAGCUGUCUGAUGACAUCGGAAACCUGGGUGAAGUGCGGCUUCCUCUCCUGGGCUGCCUGGGCAUUUCUUGGAUCGUUGUCUUCCUCUGCCUCAUCAAGGGUGUCAAGUCCUCAGGAAAAGUUGUAUAUUUCACAGCAACCUUCCCAUACGUGGUGCUGACAAUCUUAUUUGUGCGGGGGAUAACUCUUGAAGGAGCCACUACUGGGAUCAUGUAUUAUCUGACGCCACAAUGGGACAAAAUCCUCGAUGCUAAGGUUUGGGGAGAUGCUGCCUCCCAGAUCUUCUAUUCUUUGGGCUGUGCCUGGGGAGGGCUUAUCACCAUGGCAUCAUAUAACAAGUUCCACAACAACUGCUAUAGGGACAGCAUCAUCAUUAGCAUCACCAACUGCGCCACAAGUGUGUAUGCAGGCUUUGUCAUCUUCUCCAUUCUUGGCUUCAUGGCCAACCACCUCAGUGUGGAUGUUUCGAAGGUGGCUGACCAUGGUCCUGGCUUGGCAUUUGUGGCUUAUCCUGAGGCAUUGACACUACUCCCAAUCUCCCCUCUUUGGUCGGUUCUCUUCUUUUUCAUGCUCAUCCUGCUGGGACUGGGCACACAGUUCUGCCUCCUGGAGACUCUAGUUACAGCCAUAGUGGAUGAAAUAGGAAAUGACUGGAUCAUCCGUCGAAAAACCUUUGUCACUCUGGCUGUGGCUAUAGUGGGUUUUCUGCUGGGUAUUCCACUCACUACACAGGCUGGAAUCUACUGGCUAUUGCUGAUGGAUAACUAUGCAGCAAGCUUCUCACUUGUUGUUAUUUCAUGCAUCAUGUGUGUCUCCAUUAUGUAUAUCUAUGGGCACCGGAACUACUUCAAGGAUAUUGAGAUGAUGCUGGGUUUCCCACCUCCUGUCUUCUUCCAGAUCUGCUGGAGGUUUAUCUCUCCUGUUAUCAUCUUUUUCAUCCUUGUGUUCACAGUGAUUCAGUACCGGCCCAUCUCUUACAAUAUGUACGUGUACCCCACCUGGGCUAUCGCCAUCGGUUUCCUCAUGGCACUCUCAUCGGUUAUCUGCAUCCCCAUCUAUGCUGUGUUCUGUGUAUUACGCACUGAAGGGGACUCACUGCUGCAGCGCUUGAAAAACUGUACCCGGCCAAGCCGGGAGUGGGGUCCAGCCCUUGUGGAGCACCGGACAGGCCGCUAUGCACCGGCGCUCAGCUCCUCCACAGAGUCACAGCUGGAGGUGCAGUUGCUAAACCCUGAAAAGUCCAAGAGUGACGAAGCUGGCAUGGCUGUUGCCAUCACUGUCGGAAGCAAUGGCUCUACUCACAGCCAGGACUCCAAGAUCUGAACCUUAGCCUGGGAGGCAGGGCAGGGAGUCCUCCUUGCACCUCCCCUUUCCCACCUGCUCUGGUCCUCCAAACCUUACUCUGCUCAGAUAUAAGACAGCGCCCCACCACUGGGUGGGGGAGCCCUGGCUCCCAGGCUGUGCCGGACUCUGGGGGAGGGGGCUGUGAGUUCCUACCCCAUCCCACCUCAUUAGUGCCCCCUGUGCCAUCUUGUAACCCUCAUGUUUACAGUAAUGUUCAGAUGGCCCCAAUUCACAGCCAGGACCAGGAUCAGAGGCAGGGAGGGUGUGCACUGGCCGAAGAGUUGGGGGUGCCUUGAAGUGUAGCAGGAGUUGGGAGGAAAUAAGAGCCGCAUUGGCUCUGCAACGCUAUCAGGGUGGAUUCUGGCAGCUGCACCUGGACCCACGGGGUAGGGGUGGGGGUUCUGCAAUCUACUGGGGUAUAGUAUACCCCUUACUGCCCUGUAUCAGGUCUGUGGGGCCUGGUCCCACAGAGAAGCAAAUACAGAAUUGGGGAGGGAUGAGGGUAGAGCAUACUGAUAGUAGUUACAAAGUGAGAUUCCAGGCGAAGCUUAACCCUGGAUGAAGCGGCCCACAAUCCGGCUGCUGCUGCUGCUGGAGGGAUUCUUCCAGAGAUAUUCUGAAGCCUGCACACUACGCUCCAAAGUAUCUAUCUUCCCAGCUUCCUUACCUCUCUAGGAAAGGUGAGGAAGCUUUCCCAAAAGUAUCAACAUGCAGUUCCAGUGCUUCCCAUCAGAAGAGAUCUCUUGCUAGAAAAGACUGAAUGGGUUUGGCAGAUCAGUCAGCUGAAGAGCUCCAGCUGAGCUCUCCUUAACUAGAUUACAGCAGGAAAGCGAUGGGCUUAUCACUAUUCUAGGAACACAAGCAUGCACAAGACCACACCUUGAUUUCAAAUCUAGCCUUACUUGCACAUGCAUCCAGACUCUCUUCCUCUCUCGCACAUACCCACUGACAGCUAUACCUAUGAACACACAGCAUCUCCCAGCUAUACAAAUGCACAGCUGAGAAACUGGAAGCCCCAUUAAAUGUGAUUCAAACCUAGGGCAGUCCCAUAGGCUUGGAGUAGCACAUGCAAGCUGCUACCCACACUGUGCACAAGGUGUGCACCGUUGCUCUGCGGAGCAUCUUCUGGAUACUCAGCCAAGCCCUUUGCUCUUGGUACUGACCCUGUGGGAGAUGAUGCUUGAGCCCUGGGGUGUAGGAGUUUGGAAGCACUGUUCUACAUUCUUCCCCUCGAAGAGAAGUGACUGCAUUUGAAUGGAGUCUCUCUACUGACAGGGGAUCGUUGGGACCUAGCCCUGCUGCUUCCUCUAAGGAAAGGAGCAGAGCCAACCAUGGUGCUAAGAGCAGGUGAUGUGCCAAGACCUUUCAACACCAUUUGGGGGAAGCACAAAAGACAAAAAGCACAACUUUCCCUAAAUGUUAUCCCGAGCCAGGUCCAGACCCCGUGUGGCCCACUUCUCCAGUACUAGCAGGAGGUGAAAGCUGCUGGCCCCAUGCUGCCAGCAAGGAUGGGUUGGCCAGAGGCACUGGCACCAUAUCUGGUUGCCAAGACCUCACCCUAACCCCACAUUGGGCCCAUGCUGGCUCAGGUUGAUAUGACUUAUUCAUGGUUCUGUCUUCCAGCCUCGUCACCCCUUGUUUCCAUUUCAGUGUUGCUGCCUGCACUUUACCCCUAGAAAAGCCUGGGAGGAGGAGACAGGAGGCCAUGGCAGCCACUCUCUUGCCCUCGACCCCGUGGCAAUCCCAGGUCACUUACCAAUGCCAAACAGUGCAUGCAGGGGCCGCCCCUCAGCUCCCAGUCAUGCACAACUGCUGUGUGUAGCCAUGGUGCCAACAGCAAGGUUUCUACCCACGUGGUACCUGUCGCAGCCAGUGGCAUCGGUACAGUGGCCAGUGCUCAAGUGCCAAAUGUCUGCAUCACAAGCAGACAGAGGGGGGAACAGAUGGCUCCAUGCCAUGAUGGUACUUCAGCCCUAAGCCUCCAUCACCCCAUCCUUCCCUAUGCUAUGCCGAAGAUGCACUAUUUAAUGCAUGAUCCCAAGUCUGUCCUUCCCUCUCAUGCAGAAUGUGGCAACUCCCAUUGCCAUCUCAUCGAUCAUAGCAAUAAUUGUGACGCGUCUCCUCCCAUACUGUGACUUUCCCAGAUGUAGAUUUUUAAAGUCUGAUAGAUUUUAAUGAAAUUUAUAUUCCUCAA